Molecule: messenger RNA, 888 nt
Organism: Pocillopora verrucosa
Lineage: Eukaryota; Metazoa; Cnidaria; Anthozoa; Scleractinia; Pocilloporidae
Source: RefSeq, a predicted model, not a curated record
AUGUGUGACAUGCUACUUUCUGGAAGUUUCUGUGAAAUUCACUGGGGUGUUAAGAUUCUCCUGGAAGAAAUUGUGGAAAGAAAUGAAGAUGAUGUCUUCCCCGACAAAGCAACAGAACGGAAGAUACUUUCUUUAACCAUUAGAUGUCCAAAUCACAAAUGUGCCCCAUCUGGAUAUACCCUAAUGGAAUAUACCUCAUCUGGAUGUAACCGGACUGGUGAAUUGAGGGAGAAGGAGAAUCAUGUUAAAAAAUGCCCAAAGGUUCAACUACGUUGCCCCAACAAGUGUGGCAAGUCUAUUCCUAGAGAGGCGAUCACCAAUCACACUCAGACUAUUUGUCCACUAGAAAGAAUAAACUUUCCCUAUCAAUAUCUUGGCUGCGAAAGAAAGAUUCUUCGGCGCGAGGUGGAUCAUCACCUCGAAAUCGACAUCAAAUCACAUUUUGAUUUCGCUUGUGCGAAGUUGAAGGAUACAGCUAAGGAGCUUGGUGCCAUAAAGAGACUCGUGGAUACACGUCUGUUUAUUUGGAGGAUUGGCAACUUUGAUCAAGUUUUAAAACAAGCUACGAAUGAAGGGAAGGAAGAGUUAAAAAGUGAUCCGUUUUACUCAACAACCACAGAAAGUUAUGGCUACAAGUUACAAGUGAGUGUCUGUCCUAACGGCAAUUAUCAGAGUUCGUACCUCUCUGUGUUCAUUGCUGUAAAAAGAGGUGAUUAUGACGCCAUAUUACCUUGGCCUUUGAAGAAGAAAGUGACAUUUACUUUGAUUGACCAGCAAGAAGAUCCAAACCAGAAGGAAAAUGUAACUACGGAGUUCAUUACAGGCGAUUAUCCACACAACUAUAAAAGGCCUUUGGAAGAGGAGAGCGCAGGAAUAGUUUUAAUUUGA